Messenger RNA from Bombus terrestris (buff-tailed bumblebee), 1268 nucleotides. RefSeq names its product esterase OVCA2. Gene Ontology annotation, cellular component: nucleus; cytoplasm. The record is from RefSeq and is a predicted model, not a curated record. The transcript is spliced from 5 exons. Bases 344 to 1006 code for a protein of 220 amino acids. Gene Ontology annotation, biological process: response to retinoic acid. NCBI's taxonomy places the organism in Eukaryota, Metazoa, Arthropoda, Insecta, Hymenoptera, Apidae.
AGUAAUCGGUCAGUUAACUAGAUCGUAUAGUUCAAAUUGAACUUAAUCUAGUUUUUUGACGUUUGAAUGUUGUCUAACUUCGUUAUAUAUUAUAUUCUUUUCUAUAAUUUUCCAGAGUCAAUAGUCACCUAUAGUCGUCAACCAAAUAAAUUUAUUUGGAAAGCUUUUUAAUUUGUAAUUAUUUUAUUACGAAUGAAAUAAUAUUGUUUCUAACCACUUCGAUUAACAUUUAAAAAGUCGUGUUUUAUAACCUUUUUCACUUAAUAAGAAAUAUAUAGAAACUGUAUAUAAUUAAAUAUAUAUCCCAUAUUUGAUAUUAAUUAAACGAUUUAUUAAUGUCAUUAUGGAUAAUUCAACAACUAAGUUGCGAAUACUUGCAAUUCAUGGAUAUGCUCAAUCAGAUGUUAUUUUUAAAACAAAAUUGGGCUCUUUAAGAAAAGGAUUUAAAAAAGAGAUUGAUUUUACAUUUUUAAGAGCCCCACAUAAAGUUCCAAUGAGAAGUAACUUUAAUAUCGAUACAGAAGAAGAUGCAUAUGGAUGGUGGUUCAAUACGAAAGAUCACAUAUUUAAAGCAGUUGUUCCAAGCAAUUUAGCUGUAGGUUUUGAAGAAAGUAUAGUUCUAAUAGAAGAGACAUUUAAAAAAUUUGGUCCUUUUGAUGGCAUUUUAGGCUUUUCACAAGGUGCAGCAUUUGCUACUCUACUCUGUUUUAUGCAACAAAAGAAGUUGUUGCAGAUCAAGUUUGAGUUUGCAAUUAUUAUAUCUGGAUUCAAAUCAUUAUGUACACCUCAUGGAAUAUAUUAUGAUGGAAAAAUAAGCAUACCUUCUUUACAUAUUUAUGGAAAGACUGAUCAAGUUAUACCAACAGAAAUGGCAGAGGAGGUUAGUGAAAUGUUUAUAAAUAAGACAAAUAUAACACAUGAAGGUGGUCAUUAUAUACCAAGUAAAAAAGAAUAUUAUAAAGAAUUUAUUAUGGGAAUGUUCUUAAACAAAAACAAAAAUAAUUAGUAAUUUUUACAUAUUCUACAUUACGUGAAUAUAUAAAAAAAAAGAGUAUAGUUUAUACAAUAAUGAAAGUCUAUUCUAAAGUAUAAGUACUAUUGAGCGAUAUUAGUAAAUUUAUUCAAAUUAAUUAUAAGUAAACAUUGUACAUUGUACAUUUUAUGCACUAGAGAUGAGAUUUGUUAACAUUUUAUAUUUAAACUUGUAUAUGACAAUUGAAAUAAGAGAGCAAGAAGAUAACAAAUCAAGAUGAUUUUAUGAAGAAAUA